AUGCGUUAUCUCUUGAAUGUCCGGAAUGAGACCCCAGGAGAUUGUCCAAUUUGCUAUAAUUCAAUUAAUAUUUCAUGGGUUGUGCUACCUUGUGCUCAUUGUAUUUGCCCACAAUGCUUUCAUCGCUUGGCUAACUGGUUAACGUUUUUUUCUAUUUUUUUGUUAACUGAAGUUGCAAGCCAUUUUAUUUUAUAG
Molecule: messenger RNA, 195 nt
Organism: Dracunculus medinensis (Guinea worm)
Lineage: Eukaryota; Metazoa; Nematoda; Chromadorea; Rhabditida; Dracunculidae
Source: the annotation of a GenBank genome assembly